Rubroshorea leprosula is the source of this 1277-nucleotide messenger RNA. NCBI's taxonomy places the organism in Eukaryota, Viridiplantae, Streptophyta, Magnoliopsida, Malvales, Dipterocarpaceae. The record is from the annotation of a GenBank genome assembly.
AGCAGUUUAGUGGAUAAACUCAUAUAUGCUCUAUUGCAGUUAUGAACUUGGGGAAGAGGAGGAAGAGCAAAUUGCUUGUUUAGCUGAGGAUGGUAAUAUUUAUAACGAGUUGGAACAGUCAUUAGCACCUGAAAUUUAUGGACAUGAAGAUAUUAAAAAAGCUCUGCUUCUUCUUCUUGUGGGUGCUCCUCACCGGAAACUAAAGGAUGGGAUGAAGAUUAGAGGAGAUCUACAUGUAUGUUUGAUGGGUGAUCCUGGGGUUGCCAAAAGUCAACUUCUCAAGCACAUAAUAAAUGUGGCACCUAGAGGGGUGUAUACCAGUGGCAAAGGAAGCAGUGGAGUUGGUUUAACAGCGGCUGUUCAAAAAGAUCCAGUAACAAAUGAAAUGGUCUUGGAAGGGGGAGCAUUGGUAUUGGCAGAUAUGGUUAUAUGUGCUAUUGAUGAGUUUGACAAGAUGGACGAAUCUGAUUGAACAGCAAUACAUGAGGUUAUGGAGCAGCAGACUGUCAGUAUUGCUAAGGCUGGAAUCACCACAUCUCUUAAUGCAAGAACCGCAAUUCUUGCUGCUGCAAAUCCUGCCUGGGGAAGAUAUGACCUACGUAGAACCCCGGAUGAAAAUAUCAAUCUCCCUCCAGCCCUUCUAUCAAGAUUUGAUCUUCUGUGGCUGAUCCUAGAUCGAGCAGAUAUGGAUAGUGACCAGUACUUAUAGUCUUUUAUACUAGUAAUCAUCACAUGAAUGUUGAUCCGCCAAAGAAAGAGUUUAUACUAUUUGAGCAUCUAUAAGCUUAAAAUAAUUGUAUCUACAUCACCGAAAGUUAAGAAAGACCAAAAUUUUGACACGUAACAAUCCUCGCCCACUAUGAGUCAAUCUUUACAGAAAAUCUAGCCUUGAGGAGGAUCCAAAUCCCCUCUCAUCACCACCAUUACCGUACUCGAGCUAUCAACUAGAAUUUUGGCAUUCUGCUUUUCUCUCUGUAUGCUAUUUCCAUUUCCCUUUUCAUCCUUCCUCUUGCCCGAGGAUGAGAUGAACGGAUGGAAGUUGCCAACGGAGGUGACUAGUGGUGAUUGUUUGUCUCUUCCCUUGCUCUCUUCUGUUUUUGACUUUUGGUUUUGGGUUUUGCUUUUGUAGAUCACUUUUCAUUUUCGAUCUGUUUUUUUUUUUUUUUGUAUUGAUCUGAUCUUUUAAUUUCUAAUUUAAGUGUAUGGUUUUUAUUGUAAUAACAUAAAAGAGAGAGAGAGAUAGAAUGGGUAAAUUACAUUAAAAAUUAAAAAAGUUA